Messenger RNA from Metopolophium dirhodum (rose-grain aphid), 2180 nucleotides. RefSeq lists its product as uncharacterized. The coding region runs from base 1094 to 1873 and encodes 259 amino acids. The transcript is spliced from 2 exons. The record is from RefSeq and is a predicted model, not a curated record. NCBI's taxonomy places the organism in Eukaryota, Metazoa, Arthropoda, Insecta, Hemiptera, Aphididae.
GGCCGCGCGCGAAAAUCUGAAAAUAAUUUGAAAAAAAUCGUGAAAAGUGAUAAGGAGAGGUGAUAACGCAGCGACGGCUCCGCCGCCGCCGAGAGACCGCCCCGCCGGGCAACGCGAUUUUUUCAUUGGCAGUUCAAAUCACGCUAGUUCAAAAAUUAUACCUAGUAGGAAAUCGGGCGCCCUCGGUUUCAUAUAAAAUAGUUGGAUAUCGUCGUUUUCCAUCAUUUCAGCGCCGCCGACCACUGCAAACGGUGUCUUCUACGGCUCUACUCCAACUCCUCUAGCUGCCGACGACCCAGCCGCUGCGUGAGCGUUUUGUCAUUUAUUUUUGUUAGUGUUUCUUUUUGUUUUUUUCCACCGUCGUAAUCUACGUAGUAGACCACGUCGACGACGAUAUCGCAUCGGGUUUACAGUUAGUCACGUAAAAAACGAGUACCGGUUUUUUAAAUUUUCAAGUUUUCACAUUCUUGGAGCAAAAGCAAGUGUACGCCGCCCACACGAUUCAUCGAAAUAUAAUUUUGAAACAAAUGUUAAGGUCCACUGGCAACAUUUAUGACAUUUUUUCUACAACUCAAACACUUUCCAACAGCUCAACAACUCAACCUCUAAAAUCUAUGGUAUUAGAUCAACAACUCAACAGGAAUCAACUUUUCAACAGAUUUAAAACAAUUGUACAAAUUUUAACCUUUUCAGACUUAAUUAUUUUGACGUAAUUUUUACUUCAAAAUAAAUUUAUUAGUUCUGAAAGGGAUACUGGCAAUUGGAACUCAAAUAGUGUUAAAUCUUUCAGGCACAAGAUUUAUUUUUAAAUUUAAUAAAAAUUAUAAAAUAUAAUAUAAACAUAUCAUUAAUAAAUUUUAACGAUUUUAAUUGUCUAGCAAGAUCAGAUAUUGUAACUAUUAAUAACGGAAACAAUAAUUUUAGAUUUGAUCACAAUAAUUUCUAUCCUAGACCUCCCAGUGCUCAUAUCUCAAAUAUCAACACCGACGGUUUUUACCCGGAUAUUCAGUUGGCUAGACAUCAUAUCGUUCCUUAUAAUUUAUUUAAAAUUUUUUUUACUUUAAUCGUUAAAUUAUCUAAUACGAAUAAUGGAAUGCAUACUGAAUAUAGAAGAUUAUUAUCAAAAAGUAUAAAUGAUUUAACCAAUUCUUAUAUUAGACAAAAUAAUGUAGGGAAUCAGGCUUAUAUUUCUAAAUCUGGAACAAGUGGAGGAACAGUAUUUGUUCCAAACGAAGCAUAUAGACAAUCCAUUAUUAGAUUUACAGCCGAGGGUGUAAAUCCUAUAUCAUUUAACGGUGUAAGUGUUCAAUAUAGAGAUUAUAAUAAUAAUCAAGAAUUGUUAUUUUUGACAAUGUGUUCUUGGUUACCAGGAAAUAUUUUUUCAGGACCAAUUCCCAACCUUAGAAUGGACGAUCCAGGUGAUGGCUUUGAAACGAAUUCCAGACCAAUUGUAGGAGAAAAUCAAUAUUCUUUAGCAUCUGAAUUGAAUAUUUUACUAAAAAAUUUAACAUACGAAAAUCAUGACGUUCAGAGAAUUAGUAGAGUUUUUGAUAUUAUACGAUUUUUUUCUGAUAUGCCUGUAACAGAAUUUAAUUCUCGAAAUUGGGAAAUUGUAGAAGUAAAAUCUAAAAAAAAUACAGUCGUAAAACAAUGGCGUAUAAAAAAUGUUAAUUUAAGACCUAGGAAAAAAAGAAAUUUCGAUCAACAAACAACUCAAUUAAAUAUACAGUAUAAACAAAACGCGUUUUGCGAUCCUAUUGAUUUAUUGAGUAUAAUUUAUUUUAUAAAUAAAAACAAUAAUGAAAAGGAAAAACAAGAAAAACAAAAAAAACUAGAAAAGGAAAAAAAAGGAAAUACAAGAAAAACAAAGUAAAAAAUCUUUAUGUGGUGCUGCUGUUCCAGCAACAACUUUAGUUGGUUUAUUAGGAGUUUGGUGUUGGAAUAACAGCUUUUACUUUUUCUGCUGUAAUUUGCUCUUGAACAAACCUUUCAAUCCUAAUUCCACACUUAAAAGUCCUUAAUAAUAUAUUCAAAUUACAUUAACCCUUUGAGUCCCAAUUGCCAUUAUAAUGUAUAUUUUUAUGUUAAUUUAACAAUAUGUAAAACAAAAACUUGCAAUAUAUAAACAUUUUCUCCUCGAAGAAAAUAAUAUAAACAUUAUAAUAACAUAUUAUAAUAUA